GCCAGUGACUGUCAUUGUCAGUAAAAAAAUGUAUUUGUUUAUUUAUUUAUUAUAAGAUUUAUAUAAAUUUAAUGAAAUGGAUAAGAUCGGAAUUAAAAAUGAAUUCUUUCCACAAUACGGGACGAUAUCUUAUUGCCACGCAUGCUUAAGCUCAGACAGGAUUCUUUCAACUGUGACCGAAUAUGUCGAUAUCAUCGAUAUCUUUUACAAAAUCCUGGAUAAUCAGAAUAUGAUGCUUCCAAAUGAACUGUAUUUAUGCUGGGAAUGUAUAGGAAUACUAAAGAAAAUAAUGAUGUUCAAAAAGAAGAUUGUAGAAGCCCAGAAGAUACUUCAAUUAUAUUAUAUUAAUAAACAGGACCCCUUUCCCCAAUCUCUUUCAAAUCUUACCCCUCACACCAACAACCACCAGAUAUGUUUCACAUAUGAAGAGAACGAAAUAAAAGCCAUCAAAGAAGAGAUUGACAUUUACGAUGAAUUCGACCACUUUGACAAUGUUAAAGAUGAACCUGAACUCAAUGAGCCAAAUGUAUCAAAUGUUACGGUACCGGAUAAUGUUACGGAAACCAUUCCGGAAACAUUACCAAAUGUUACGGUAUUGGGUAAUGUUACGGAAACCAUACCGGAAACAAACGAUUGGAAGGAAUUUAACAUGAAGAGAAUAAUGAAUAGGAAAGCGAAGUAUAGAUUUUUGAAUGCGAAUCUCAGGAAACAUAGAAAGUUGUUAGUCAGGAAGAUACCAAUAGAGCUUGGUGCUGUUUUGAAUGGGUUGGAGGAGGAGAGGAGUGGAGAUUCUUUUUUAAACGAGGAAUAUAAAUGUGUAAGUUGUGUGGCAAUGUGGCGUGAUGAAGACGGGUUGGUUAAACAUCAGAGGAAGUAUCAUGAUGAGGCAAUUGGACCAUACCAAUGCAAAAUAUGCAAGAUCCGCUGCCCAUCCCAGGAGAAGCUUCAAGCACACCAGACGAAGCACUAUUACCGGAGGGAAUGCAAGGUGUGCCGGCUGCAGUGUUGCUCGCAGCCCGGCAUGGACCGACAUCUCGAGCAGCAUGACCGGAUGGUGCAGUGUUUAGCCUGCGAGCUGUGUUUCAAGGAAUGCAAGGUGUGCCGGCUGCAGUGUUGCUCGCAGCCCGGCAUGGACCGACAUCUCGAGCAGCAUGACCGGAUGCACUAUUACCGGAGGUCAUGCAAGGUGUGCCGGCUGCAAUGUUGCUCGCAGCCCGGCAUGGACAGACAUCUCGAGCAGCAUGACCGGAUGGUGCAGUGUUUAGCUUGCGAGCUGUGUUUCAAGAACGUGCGGUUAUUCUACAACCACUACAAAGAGUUACACGCGAAGUUCGUGUGCGAUGUUUGUGGCAAACGGUGCAAGUCGCGCGCCAUCAUUGAGAAACAUCUUAGGUACCACUUCGGCUACGAAUGCCCGUACUGCAAGAAGAAACUAAAGAAUUCCACGUCAUACAAGAACCAUGUCGAAACGCAGCACACAUCUUCCGUCUCAGACAGCUCGUACUGCGUGCAGUGCGACAGGAGAUUCACGAGCGACCGCAUGUACAAGCGACACUUGCAGAGCAGCGCGGCGCACGCGGCAGAGCGGGACAACACUAGGGCCAAGCGAAAGUACCCCUGUCCCGAGUGUAACAACGUGUACUCAAGGCGCACGUACAUGAACAACCACUACCGGCACGUGCACGCCAAGCAGAGCAAGUACUACUGCGAGGACUGCGACCGGCAUUUCCUGAAUCGCACGCGCUACCUGGACCACAGGCGGUUCCAGCACGAGGGCGUGAAGAGAGACAAGGACAAGCUGUGCAAUAUAUGCGGCCGAGGUUUUGCGGCAAACAGAACGCUAGUGAAUCACAUCCGGACGCACUCCGGCGAGCGUCCGUUCUCUUGCGAGUACUGCGGCGCCAAGUUCACGCAGAAACACGCCAUGCUGUCACACGUGAAGUAUAUACACCUGAAGAGCAAGCGGAAAGCUAGCUGGCACGAGUAGACGCGUACCCGGACGCGUACCCGGGUACCCGUGUCCGGCAGAGGGUUGUCGGUUGACGAGCAAGCGUAAAGCGAGCUGGUACUAGUAAUCACGACCCAGGUACGACGCGCCAUGCUGUCACACGUGAAGUAUAUACACCUGAAGAGCAAGCGGAAAGCUAGCUGGCACGAGUAGACUCGUUUGCCAGGGUACCCGCGUCCGUCAGUGACACAGGUUCA
Messenger RNA from Cydia splendana, 2205 nucleotides. RefSeq names its product zinc finger protein 320-like. Gene Ontology annotation, molecular function: chromatin insulator sequence binding. The transcript has 12 exons. The coding region runs from base 77 to 1987 and encodes 636 amino acids. The record is from RefSeq and is a predicted model, not a curated record. Gene Ontology annotation, biological process: regulation of transcription by RNA polymerase II. NCBI's taxonomy places the organism in Eukaryota, Metazoa, Arthropoda, Insecta, Lepidoptera, Tortricidae. Gene Ontology annotation, cellular component: chromosome.